CCCUGCUGAGAGGGCUGCCAAAAAAGCACACCAUCCACAACCACCACGAUGAGACGGCUUGAUUGGAUCUUCCAGGGUUUCCACGCCAACGGUCGAUUUUCACAGGAUUAAAAUGGAUGUUUCUGCAGGGUUUUCCGUGCUUCCUUAUUGCUGCCACUAUCGCCCUAGCACACAUUACAGCCAGCCUGGUCAGUCCCUGAUGCACUGCGUGCCGAUUUCUAACCCACAUUCAUACAGAGGCCCUCCCCUGCUCCCCAUUAGGAUUACGCCUUACUGGAACGUGCUGUCCUGGACACACAGAAACCAGCGUUCUCACACUUGGACACGGCAUCUGUGUGUCCAUUACAGCACCGUAAGGGCAUUAGCUCAAAUAGUACUCAUCACCAAGGCAACCAGUGACUGAACUGAUUUGUACAUCAUCAAUAUGUAUAGACAAGCUGGUUGGUGAUGUACACUCACUGAGCACUUUAUUAGGAACACCCACUUAUUAAUGCAAUUAUCUAAUUAGCCAAUCGUGUGGCAGCAGUGCAAUGCAUGAAAUCAUGCAGAUACGGUCAGGACCUUCAGUUAAUGUUCCCGUCAACCAUCAGAAUGGGGCAGGCAGAAACGCCUUGUUACUGAGAGGUCAGUGGAGAAGGGCCAGAUUGGACAAAGCUGACAGGAAGGUGACAGUAAACCACACAUUACAACAGUAGUUUGCAGAAGAGCAUCUCUGAACACACAACGCAUCAAACCUCUAAGUAGAUAGGCUACAGCAGCAGAAGACUUAAUACAUCUAAUAAAUACCUAAUGAACUGCUCGCUGAGUGUAUUUACAGUAUGAUUAAACUGAGCUGCCCCUGUAGCAUGAAGAUUAAUUGACCUGGUAGCAACUACUGUAAGCACUGCUCCAAUAAGACUAUUGCCUAAGGUUUUACAUUUAAGGAGCUUUUGAUCUCACAGCUUUUUCUUUUUAAAGGGGGAGGACCUUUUUGAGACUGCCAGUCAUCUACACGCAGCUCAAAGUGCUUUGUGGUGAUGGGCGUCCUUUUAGGUGCUAAUGGAUUGAGUGAAGACCGGAGACUGGGCGGGGGAGGCGAGUACAUCCGCAAGUCAGUGCUGAUGGAGGGAGAUAAGCCUAUGACUCACUUCUACAGUGAUGCCCAGACCAUGUAUGAGGUGUUCCAGAGGGGUAUCCACAUGUCCAGUAACGGGCCCUGCCUCGGAUCGCGGAAACCAAACAAGCCAUAUGAGUGGCUGUCCUACCAAGAGGUGGCAGACAAAGCAGAGUACCUGGGUUCCGCCCUGCUCCAUAGAGGCCACUCCAAAGACAGCGACAAGUUCAUCGGAGUCUUUGCACAGAACAGGCCUGAGUGGACAGUGGCAGAGCUGGCCUGCUACACCUACUCCCUGGUGUGCGUCCCUCUCUAUGACACGCUGGGCACAGAGGCCAUCAGCUACACCAUUGACAAAGCUACCAUCGCCACCGUGGUGUGUGACGUCCCGGACAAAGCCAAGCUGAUCUUGGACUGCGUGUCGGGCCGGAAGCACUCCAUCCGCAUCAUCAUCCUCGUGGAGCCCUUCGAUGCUGACCUGGUGGCCAGAGGGCAGGAGUGCGGCAUCGAGAUCAUCAGCAUGAAGGAAAUGGAGGCAAUAGGAAAAGCCAACCACAAGAAACCAAUGCCUCCCACCCCUGAUGAUUUGGCUCUCGUCUGCUUCACCAGUGGAACUACAGGAAACCCCAAGGGCGCGAUGAUCACACACAGAAACGUGAUAUCCAACUGCGCGGCAUUCAUUAAAAUAACAGAGGUGCACUGUGCGUUAUCCAGAAACGACAUUCACAUGUCCUACCUGCCCCUCGCCCACAUGUUUGAGAGGGUUGUGGAGGGGGUCGUCCUGUGCCAUGGGGGCCGUAUCGGGUACUUCCAAGGGGACAUUCGGCUCCUCAUGGAUGAUCUGAAGACGCUGCGCCCCACUGUGUUCCCAGUGGUCCCCCGCCUGCUCAACCGCAUGUUUGACAAGAUAUUCGGACAGGCCAACACCCCGCUGAAGAGGUGGCUGCUGGACUUUGCCUCCCGCAGGAAGGAGGCAGAGCUUCGGAGCGGGGUGGUGAGGCAAGACAGCAUGUGGGACAAACUCAUCUUCCGGAAAGUGCAGGCCAGUUUAGGAGGGCGGGUGCGCCUCAUGAUCACCGGGGCAGCCCCCGUGUCUCCGACCGUGCUGACGUUCCUGCGCGCAGCAUUGGGAUGCCAGUUCUAUGAAGGGUACGGCCAGACAGAAUGUACAGCAGGGUGUACAAUGUCCAUGCCUGGGGACUGGACUGCAGGUCACGUUGGGCCUCCACUGCCCUGCAACAUUUUGAAGCUGGUGGAUGUUUCUGAGAUGAACUACUUUGCAGCCAAUGGGGAGGGAGAGGUGUGCGUGAAAGGACCAAACGUUUUCCAGGGAUACCUGAAAGAUGAGGAGAAAACAUUGGAAGCCCUUGAUAAGGACGGCUGGCUCCAUACCGGUGACAUCGGGAAGUGGCUUCCGAACGGUACUCUGAAGAUCGUGGACAGGAAGAAACACAUUUUCAAGCUGGCUCAGGGGGAGUACAUCGCCCCAGAGAAGAUAGAGAUCCUCUACAUGCGCAGUGACCCCGUGGCCCAGGCCUUCGUUCAUGGGGACAGUCUGCAGGCGUGUCUGGUGGCCAUCAUAGUGCCUGACAGCGACUUCCUGCCUGGGUGGGCCAAGAAGAGGGGCCUUGAGGGGUCCUUCAUUGAGCUGUGCAAGAACAAGGAACUGAAGGAUGCCAUCUUGGAAGACUUAGUGCGACUUGGCAAAGAAGGAGGACUAAAAUCCUUUGAGCAGGUAAAGGACAUCACUCUGUACCCCGAGAUGUUCUCCGUGCAGAACGGCCUCCUGACCCCCACCCUCAAAUCCAAGCGCAACGAGCUCCGCAACUUCUUCCGCGAGCAGAUCAACCAGCUCUAUUCCACAAUCAAGAUGUAGCACCGGCCUGGAGAGACAGAGAGGAGGGGAGACAAUCACCCUGGAAGCCAUAGCCACCAUCACCCCGGUGACGGCCGUCAGGGAGACAAGAUGAUCUCAUUGCAUCGGCCGUGGUUUUUUUUGUUUUUUUUGCUGUUGUUGUUGUUUUUACUACCUGCUGGAUGUUCUGAUACAGCUGACCCGCAACUGGUCAGUGUGUAGGAAUGAGAGAGACUUUGGGAUCAGAACAGGAGGAAACCGCUGCCUUAUUCCAGCCCGUUUGGGUCCGGUUAAACGGGCUCACCUCACCCCCUCCACCUAAAGCACAGAGCACGAGCAUCCUCUUCUGUGGAUUCUGGGGCUGUGGUUUGGGCUGUUAAAGAUCCUUUCACAGUCUCUUAAAUGGCACCUAGGGCUGUUCUCUAAGAAUAUACAGUAUAUAAUAUAGACAUAUGCAUAACUUAUAGCAUGUACAAAUUAUACAUAUGUCUGUAGUUGACUUUAUCUUCUGACAACUGUCUGGGGUUUUUGCUUUGAAUCGAGAGGCAAAACUUUAAGAAGCAAAGUAACGUAUGGUCUUUUAAAUCUGAUGAUGUAGCUAUGUUUGCGGAUUAGAGAAAAUGAUCGUUCUCAGCAGAAAGCGCAGUCAACCAGAUUUAUUAGCCAUGAAAACCAACAGCCAAUGGGAAUGUGUGCCUGUCUAAAUCACUCAUUUACAUUAAUUCUAUGUUCAUAAGCCGAACUUGAUCAAAGUAUCAUAGUGUAACAUGCCGUAUAUUGAAACCGGUACAAUUUUUUUAAAUCAUACCCCAAGCUUGUAGUGUAUGUGCCAAGUGCAGUGGACCUUUUGUACAGCCAAGCAAACACUCCUUGGGUUUUCAAUGCAUCAUACAACCACCCUAGGUGCCUUUUAAUAUACAUAUUUCAUAGUGAGAUUUUUGCCUGCAACAGAGCCUUGUUGUAGAUGUUUCGUGUUGUAAGCAGUUGGCUAGGAGUCAUAGUUGAUCGAUACAUUUGGGGGGGGGGGG
Conger conger (European conger) is the source of this 3976-nucleotide messenger RNA. RefSeq names its product acyl-CoA synthetase long chain family member 1a (gene acsl1a). The record is from RefSeq and is a predicted model, not a curated record. Gene Ontology annotation, biological process: long-chain fatty-acyl-CoA biosynthetic process; very long-chain fatty acid metabolic process; long-chain fatty acid metabolic process. Gene Ontology annotation, cellular component: endoplasmic reticulum; membrane. Bases 1017 to 2969 code for a protein of 650 amino acids. Gene Ontology annotation, molecular function: arachidonate-CoA ligase activity. Lineage: Eukaryota; Metazoa; Chordata; Actinopteri; Anguilliformes; Congridae. The transcript has 20 exons.